UUAUUAAAUUUAAAUAACUGUUAGAAUUUUUUGCCAAUUAUAAUGGCAUCCCACAUUGAACUACUUUUCGGAUUUUUUGCUAUAGUUGCAAUAUUUCGUUAUGUCCAUGGCUACAAUUACUGUGAGGGAGAAGACGCUAAGAAACUAUGUAAAGGAAAUGUUACUCAUUUCAUGUGUGAUCCGGAUCAAAUCGGAAGAAAAGGUAAGUUUGUGAGUAACCCACCUUUAACAAGAUUGAUACGUGACCAGCUCCUCUUCUGUCACAAUACUGCUCGUAAUAAAAUCGCCAGUGGUUUAGUUGGAUUUCCGGCAGCGUCGCGCAUGCGAGACUUAAUAUGGGAUGAUGAAUUAGCAUAUAUCGCCACCAUUCAUACUCGGCAGUGCAUGAUCCAACAUGACAGAUGUCAUAACACUCAGCGUUUCAAAUAUUCCGGACAAAACUUAGCAUAUUGUGCCUCUUCAAAUAGAAUGACAAUAUCGGAAGUCAUAACUCAAGGCUGCGAUAGUUGGUUUGAUGAAAAUGCAUUGGUGACGGACAAGGAAAACUUUAAUGUAAAAUAUACGCCAGACAUGCAUGAGUUUGGACAUUUCAGUGUAAUGGUCAAUGAAAAGGUUUCUCGCCUUGGCUGUAACGUUGCUUAUUGCACAGAUGACAAAUUUCCGUAUCAAUACUAUCUGACUUGCAACUAUGACUACACUAACAUGAUAGAUCACAAAAUUUACGAAUCUGAUGAAAUUGGCAAUAGAUGUAAUGAAUAUGAAGCGGAAUUGGGUCUCAUUUUUUCACAUCUCUGCAGGAACAAUGGCAAGCUAUAUGAUUAUUAAAAAAAGGGGUAGUACACUGCGUCCUAAAAAAAAUCUAUUGUGCUAAGAUAUAUAAUUAAUAUAUAUAAUUUGAAUAUUUUUUAUUCUAGAAUAGUGAUGUUAUUAUCAUUCAUCAGCGUAGCAAUAAAUAUUCUAUUAUUAUUGCUCAUACAUCGUUAUUUUGUAGACUACAUGAUUUAUAAUAAAAUUA
Molecule: messenger RNA, 1015 nt
Organism: Teleopsis dalmanni
Lineage: Eukaryota; Metazoa; Arthropoda; Insecta; Diptera; Diopsidae
Product: antigen 5 like allergen Cul n 1-like
Exons: 4
Coding region: 43-825 (260 amino acids)
Source: RefSeq, a predicted model, not a curated record